Molecule: messenger RNA, 3990 nt
Organism: Ceratosolen solmsi marchali
Lineage: Eukaryota; Metazoa; Arthropoda; Insecta; Hymenoptera; Agaonidae
Gene: tinc
Product: transmembrane protein tincar
Exons: 13
Source: RefSeq, a predicted model, not a curated record
CAAUGUCGAUGGGCGGUAGUCUAAUGGGAUAUGAGAAUAAUAAUGACGUGAACCAUGCCAAGUGCCGGAAGUCGCUGAAGGCACUACCAGUGGUAUCGAGUAUAAACACGGCUGGUGUAACAUCAACGGGGUUCGAAAAUGGUGGUAUCCACGCUGCAGGGAGAUCUCGUAAGUCAGGAUUGAGGACUUCUGUAGUGACAUCUCGAAAGAGCGAAUCUUGCAGCCGCGGCCAUGUAAAUAACCUGUGGUCAGUCUGGUAUGGAAUUAUUGCCGUUGUUUUUCAAGCUUACAUUGCUAUCAGGUGCACCAGAAGAUUUAUUGCUUAUCUAUCGUUGCCCUGGCCUGCGGAUGCUCCACCACCAAAAAUCGAGUUACAUGUGUGUUUAGCUUUAGCAGGUGCAGGAGUGCUCCUGCUACCAAUUUUUCUUGCAGCAGCCUUUCUUAAGCUUGGUAAUCUUGCCAAUGACGGCAUCAAGUUGGGGCGACACUUGAGCACAUGCAGUCGCGAUCCUUCCUCAUCGCUUCUUGGCAGUAACACUGAGUCUGGAGUGGCAAAUAAUUUAUGGAGACAUGGAGGCCCAACUGCAGCCUUCGUCCAUCUAUGCACAGCCAUGUGCUUUCUCUUACCAUCACUUCUUAUGGAAGCUCGUUUGAUACAUGCUGGAUUCCUACCAAAAGAUGCAAUAUGGCGUACAGACCUUGAUUGGGUAGUAGUUCAUCGCGAUCGUCUUGUAGUGCUCAGUUUUAUGAACAUUCCGGAGAAUCUGAGCCUAAACCUUGGACAUUACGGAAUCUCGCAAUCGGCUCUAGACGAUGAUAUUGAUGUUUUGAUCAAUGGCACUAAUAACAGUAGUACUUUGAUACCGACAAAACUUUCAUCAGUUCUGUUGUCGGUGCAGACGAGCAACGGUCCAACAUCGGCAGUCCGCUCGACAACGAAUAGCGCAGCCAAAGCUGAAGUUGAAGCGCCUUCUGACUUCUUUAUUGGAAGUUUACCAGGGUCAUCAUUAGUAAGCAGCGCACCGAUUUCACCAACUACAUCUGCACAAUUAACAUCUAAAAGACCAAUUUCAAAGAUGAAUGUCCGGAACAUACAACGCAACCGUCUAAAAGCAAAAAAGAAUUUGGCAGCAUCAAAAUCUAAACCAACGAGCAAUGGUGGUGGAGGUGGGGAUCGCACCUGGGCUGGAAAUAUGAGCGCUCAGAGCCUGCCUUUAACAUUUAAUAGCCUCGCUGACCUUGAUCAUCCAGAAAAUUUCAAUUUGGAUUCCGAUGAGGCUGGUGAAGAUUAUGGACCGAUCACUCUGGAAUAUCUUAAUUAUGUGGUCGCUCUGGGUGUUUACUCAGUCAGAUAUCCUGCAGUGUUUUGGUCCAGCAACAAGGUUCUUGGUACGAUCUUCAGUAUUCAACUGGUUGCAAAUGCCGCACAAAGCCUCUUAGCUUAUGCUGGCAUGUCAGUUCUUUAUAAGGUGCAAGUAGUUGGACCAUUAAAGGUGCUACCACUGCUGCGACAUCGUACAGUCACUGCCGCUUCUAGUGCGAUAUCGAGUUUCUUUGGUGACCGUUUCUUUUUGCUCAAUCCACACGUGACUCUGGGUAUUUUCGUCCUUUCAUCACUUCUUGUGCUAUGCUCGAGUAUGGUCAUGUACCUGUACGCUUACGGUAGGUUUGUAGCAUUCUUGAACCAAGAACGUGAGCGCCGUGUAAUUAUGUCCAAAGAUGAACGAUCGGAGGAUGCUGGUUGGAUAUAUAUAACUCAUCCCACAGCCCUCUGUCUUUUUCUUGCAAUUGCCAUAUGUAGUGCACCAUUGCUCUAUGAUUAUACAGUCGUAUACCGCGGAAGCCUCGACGGAGCUAUUCUUGCGUGCAUUGUUAGUACGGUACUUCACCUCAUACUUUGGCUCAUGCUCUGGGUUUUCCUUACGAUAAAGCAUCGCUGGACCUUCAAAUUGCGUGUGACCAUAGGUAGAGCAACUGUAAAAUCCACUCGUUCGGUUAAGCUUCUGACUGAUGUAGAUCUCGUCUCCGGGCGGGAUGACGAUGAUGGAAGUGGUACUCCACUGCUAGUAGUCGGUAAUGGUAGAACGUACACAGUUAGUGAUACAAGUCCCAAGAAGGCCAUUAUAAACGUUAUUCAAAAAGCAGCUAUGGAACGAAAGGCUCGAUUGCAAGGAAUCAACAACAUGGAUGUAUUGGAUGGGGAGUCGAUGGUAGAUAGUGAUGAACAAAUCUACUGGCUGAGGCCGAAGCUGAGGUCCUCGCCAAUGAAGUCGGGGGACAGUGUGACGGGCCCUGGUUCUAACCAGAUUCAUGACAAAGGUUGGCUCAACAAGAAGCUCAAACCGAAAGUCACUUUCAACGAUCUACCUAGUACGUCAGGCUCGCGUAAUAAGGGAAAAGUCAAACGAGGCAUUGCUGAUGGUGGGCCCGAGGAUGAUGGAGACUAUGCAACACUACGCGAACUUCCGCUUGUGGCCUCUCACGAUAUCGCUGAUGAUAAUAUCUCUGAAGAAAAUAAACUGUUGGAGUGUGUAAACGACGAUCGAGUAACAUAUUAUGCAAGUGGUAACCACGAUCUGCAGCCGUCGGAAAAUGAGUCCGUGAUUCUGUCGAGUUCUGAGGGUCUUCCUAAAGUAUCGAUUGUUCGCAGCCUAGUGGAAAACAGACUCCCAUUACCGAUACCACCCCCGACGCCUAUUGUUGGAUCUGAGAAUAAUGUCUUCGUGCACUCUGUUAGUUGUUAACAUGGUCAGAUUCCCCGUUGUCUGCGUCGUGCAGACUUAGGAAUGCCUCACGAGGAACUAACGCCCAGAUCGGACUCGUCAAAUUCACCGCCUUUAGAUGUGAUUGGGCCGAGCAAUAAUAGCACUAGUAGUAACAGUGAAACCUCUUCAAGUGGUGUUCAUAGCAACGGUAGCAACGCGAGUUCUCAGCGGCGCGCAAACAGUGUCGAAGACUUGGGAAGUGGUGAACCAAAAGAGGAGGCACAGUGGCGCAGUUGUUCCCUGCAGCGAGGAAUCCAGCCACCGGGGCCGAGUGUAGGUACGAUGGCCUCGAAAAAUUCACGACUCGUGAUGAAUGCAACUCCCAGCUAUGCGGCAGUCUACGGAAAUGGUGAGCUAUUAUCCGGUGGAUGCCCCGCGAUUAUUAUGGAGAAUCCAAAUGAGGCAACAGUAGUCAUCAGACGCAAGGCCGCAAGGCCCAAGCUUCAAGAACCCUUAGCCUUAGGUGAAGAACCUUUCGGUAGGUCUACCAAUAUGCGCAUGACUUCGUUCACAGAGACCAAUGAUCUCAGGACGAACCAAGCCUCCUCAGCGACACUUCCACAUUACCCCACCCAGCCAGUCGUUACGUACCCACAUUGUUCUACGAUGCCGCUGCCCCAUGUCACCAGUCACAGCAAUAGCGUUCUCGGAAAUACCAAUAUGAGUGGUUCCAGUGGAAGUUGCGGCUCUGUAUUACGAUAUCCAGGUCAUCUCGAAACAUCUCAGCAGCAGCAUCUUCAGCCACCGCCACCGGUGCAUGGGACGGUGCCAAGUCACACGACCCUUCCUUCCCACCAUAAUGGGGUGCGGCUGAUGCCCCAAAGCAGUACGAACCCCUUCCUCAAGCGUUUCCCAUCAGUGCAACCUAUCGGGGGUCAUAUUUCCAAACAACAGCAACAGCAUCAGCAACAACAGCAUCAGCAAGAGCAAUCAUGGACUGCAGUUCUUCCAAGUACUGCAAACCUGCAGCAUCCUCACCACCACCAUCACCAUCAUCACACAUUUCCACAAGCGCCGAUUAUCAAUGGGAAACUCACCCCAGCUACUCAACCAAUUGGGAGACAGUCUGACCGGGAUUCUGCAAAUUUUUCCAUGGCCAGUAGCGGUGACUCCGAUACAUGCCUACCACAUUAAAAGGUGACGAUAUUUUUGAUCACCAGAUAAUUAUGAGUUUUAUAAUUAAAUAUAAUAUUCAGCAUAAAUUUAACAGUUGAUUUUAUUCAAG